Clonostachys rhizophaga is the source of this 1068-nucleotide messenger RNA. The record is from the annotation of a GenBank genome assembly. Lineage: Eukaryota; Fungi; Ascomycota; Sordariomycetes; Hypocreales; Bionectriaceae.
AUGAGUGACGAAACGAACAAGAGCGCUUCUGGUGGCCCAAAAGUGAAGUCUUGCGGGAUGUCGGCCUCCGGGGCUAGAAAGCAACCAGAAGGCUGGGAGAACAUCCCCAACCGCACCUCGAGCCUGUUAUGUUUGUUCUGGCUGUUGACAGAGUCCAACGCACCUACCUUUGUCGGGCCCAACACCGUCUUUGGCAUCUGCGGUGCCCUCGCGUCGCCGUGGAUGGCGGUAGAAGCCGCUGGUGCUGUUCACGGAGCAGAGCCCCUGAGGAUGGCCCUUGUACGAGUGAUGGCGCGCCUCGGCCAUGUGAUCCUGUUCAACUGGUCCAACCUGUUCAUCUUCGACCUGGCCAACCAGCGGCUGCCCGAGUCGGCUGCCGAGGAUGCGCUCAACAAACCCUGGCGGCCAGUUCCGCGCGGGCUUGUGACGGCCGACCAGAUCCGCACCUGCAUGCUGUGCUUGAUCCCGCUCGUAGUCGCCCUUAACCACUUCAUGCUUGGCGUUGGCGUCGAGAGCCUCGUCAUCAUGGCGUUGACGUGGAUGUACAACGACCUCCGCGGAGGCGACGAGGGCUAUGUCGUCCGGAACGCCAUCAUCGCUGCCGCCUUUGGUGUGUAUAACACGGGCUCUGUCAAGGUUGCCCUCGGAACAGCCGCCGUGCGUGAUUCGGGUUUGUUCGGGGGGCUGUCCUCUGAAUGCGUGAUAUGGGCAGGCAUCGUCAGUGCCAUCAUCUUCACGACGAUGCAUGUGCAGGACCUACAGGACGUCGAGGGCGACCGCGCGAGAGGCCGCCGCUCGGCGCCCAUUGUCAUGGGUGAUCGGCCGGCCCGUUGGAGCGUCGCAGUGCCGAUGCUCGUAUGGCCAGUGGCGAGUGCCUGCUUCUGGAGGACGGGCCUAGUAGUAGGAACACCUCAGGCGGCGCUGGGUACGCUCGUGGCUGUACGCUGCCUCCGGUGCUCCGGCCUUCAGGCAGACAAGCUCACCUGGAGGCUGUGGUGUCUGUGGACGGCCAUGGUGUACAUGCUGCCCCCCAUCUCGUGCGGCAUGUCAGUACAUGUGGAUGGCUGA